AUGAUCGAGACCAACAUUGACAUUCUGUGCCCUUCUCAAUCUGCUGUUACCAUUGACAACCCUUCCAUUGACGACAACAUUAAGGUUCAGACAACGCAUGUCCAAGAUUAUAUCGGGAAGCUAUUGUUGGCGCUCAAUGUAAGAGCAUCGCUACUUGCCAAUGCCGAACGACUCGACCUUGCCCUAAACGACGCCAUGGUUAUGAUGACUCUAGUACCAUCUUCACCCUUGGGGUAUCUCCGUGCCAGUGAUAUUCAUUCGCUUCGAGGACAGUACGCGAUAGCAACCGAGACUCUUAAUGAUGGAUUGAAACGAGUAUCAGCUUCUGAACCACAAUACGCACAACUUGUCAAUGCACGAGAGGUAGCCUACAACAAGAGCAUCAAGCGUAUAGACUUUAUCAGCAUGCUACCAUUGGAUAUCGUGACAAGCAACAUUAUACCAAGGGUAUUGCAAGGUCGAUCCAUAUUUCAGAUUGGGAGGCCAUGCUACUAUAUCGAUGUGUGUCGUACCUGGCGACACCGAAUCCCGUUAGUGGAUGGGUUGAAGUAUGAGAUUGGACCAGCAGAUUUACUCGAGGAUGGGUUUGAACGUGUAGAGGAUCUUGCACCUUUUAUGAGAUCAUUGACAGUCGUCCAACCCGACAAGGAGAUCUUAUCCAAAAUCACUCAACGGCAUCCCUUACGAUUGAACAUGUUGAAAGAAUUGAGGAUUAUUGAAUCUAUUCGAAGGGGAUCCUCUCUUUUGCUUUCAUCUCUACGUUUAUUAAGCGACACAGUAACGGAUCUCAGAAUUGAAUAUGGCUACAAUAAAUCACCAAAGAUGCGUUAUCGGCUAUGCGACAUUUUGGAGGCAUGCCCUAAUCUUGAAUCAAUACGAAUGGAUGAUGGAGAUAUUGACAUGGCGUCUGUGACCAAGGCAUACCCCAAGGUCAUCAAGUUGGAAUUGUUGAACAUGCAGAACAGAGUGAAACUAGACAACGUGUCAGCUCUUUUGCAACCAUUUCCUCGGCUACGUCUCUUAAAAAUCGCCCCUGGGUUAUCUGAAUCUUUCUUCCUUCCCAUUAUUGAUCAGCAUUGUCCAUUAUUGGAGGAGCUAAUCUUGUGGGGUCGAUCUCCACAUUCUUUUGGCAACUUCGACGCGCCAGAGAGAAAAGGUUUACGUGCUUUGAUUGUUCCCACCACGCAACAUGGUGACAACUUCAAGGAGGAUGACAUUGUGCAAUACCUGAUGAAACACAGCGAGACCUUGGAGACGUUUGGUGUCGUGGCAACAAGAGGAUUUGGAAAACCAAAGAGUUUACUGCAACAUGCGUCAAGUCAAAAAGUAACCUUCAAACGAUUGCGUCAAAUCCAUUAUCCACCUGAUGUUGAUGAAAGCCUUGUUUCAUUUCUCUUGUGGGUGAUACAACAUGCCCCUCAUCUUGAAUUUGUCGAUACUGUUGCGGGUCAUCAACAAACACGCAUCAUGCAAGAAUUGAUUCGACCUGAGCAUGCCCAUAUCAAGCGCCUUGGUAUGGAAGUCAGGCCCUCUCGAUUCCACAAAGAAGAGGAAUUCAUUCAACACCAUAUGAGACUUGGACAACAAUCAAAUCUGACGGAGAUGAAGAUCUAUUUGCCACCACAAUAUCUCCAUGACUCAUGGCUGCGGCUGAUUCCUCGAUUAACACAGCUGGUCACGCUUGAGUUUUGCGCCAUACUAAAUCACCUUGCGUUUAAAUCCUUAUCUCCUCUCAUGGAAAAGCUCGCUGAUGGAUGUCCUGCUCUGGAACAGCUCACAAUGACAAGCAACCUUCACGUUAUACGUCUGAGUGAUCUAUAUCCCAUGGAUCGUCACCGCAACCUAAAAGGUAUUGUCAUCAAUUGUCAAGAGAUGCUUGGUGAUACGUCCACGUUUAGACAGCGUUUCACGAAUAUCGAGUCAUUGCAUCUCACCCUUUGUAGAUAUAGACUAGAAGACAUUGAUGAUUUAGAAAAGGGAUCCUUCAAAUUUGUAUUUACAGAAAGGCUGUCUGGUCUUCCUUACUUCCUUAGAAACUCUCUAAGAUAG
Molecule: messenger RNA, 2049 nt
Organism: Lichtheimia ornata
Lineage: Eukaryota; Fungi; Mucoromycota; Mucoromycetes; Mucorales; Lichtheimiaceae
Exons: 2
Coding region: 1-2049 (682 amino acids)
Source: RefSeq, a predicted model, not a curated record